This is a messenger RNA of Cyprinus carpio (common carp), 1605 nucleotides long. RefSeq lists its product as uncharacterized. The record is from RefSeq and is a predicted model, not a curated record. The transcript has a single exon. Bases 216 to 1226 code for a protein of 336 amino acids. Lineage: Eukaryota; Metazoa; Chordata; Actinopteri; Cypriniformes; Cyprinidae.
AACGACUUGACCAGGAGACAGCGCGGCAGGAGAAUAGAUGGAGGGCUCUUCAACAUCAGUUCACACUUCUUCAGGAAGAGGUACAUACGAGAAAUACACCAACCAAUGUUCAUCCUUCUGGGCUUCAAUAUACACCGUCAAAUCAAGGGAGUGAGCAGGUAGUUGCUCUAGGCUCACCAUCCGUUGUUGGUCAAGUCGUAGAACACACAAGGGCUAUGACAGAGCCGCAUCUACAGCCGCUUAACGAAGACGAUGAUGUGGAGCAUUUUCUUACGACUUUUGAGCGGAUAGCUGCUGCAUGCCGAUGGCCGAGAUCGGAUUGGGCUGUGAGGUUAGUGCCGUUACUUACUGGCAAAGCCCGUAGUGCUUAUGUGAACAUGGAUAUUAACGAAUCUCUCGUCUAUGAUGAAGUGAAAGUAGCAGUUUUAAAGAAAUAUGAUAUUAAUCCUGAGUCCUAUCGUUUGAGGUUUCGGUCCACAGAUGUGAGAGCGGAUGAGACUCCUAAGGAGCUAUAUGGGCGCCUUAAGGACACUUUUAACAAGUGGAUUCAGCCACAGAAUCGGAGUAAGGAGGAAGUUGCCGAGGUGAUUAUCUUGGAGCAAUAUCUUAGGGUGCUUGCUCCAGAGCUUCAAACAUGGGUAAAAGAGCAUAACCCGGAGUCAGCAGCAAAGGCUGCAGAGCUCGCAGAUGUGUUUGUCGCAGCACGAAGACAAGGUCAACCCUGGUCUUACAAUCAAUGGAAAACAUUCAAAGACCCCAAAAGAACUAGUAAAAGAUCUGUAUCACCCCUGAAGACAAGUAUGAUGGGUGGUAAGUUUGUGGGUGAUAAUGGUGGUCUUGGUGGGAAACUGAGUGCUAAUAGUAAAACUAUUGUGUGCUAUCAGUGUGGACAGGAGGGGCACACUAAGCCUAGGUGCCCUAAUAGACCUUCCACACAGGCAAAUUUGUGUGGAGUACCUAGACCUGAUGACCCUACUUGUAUAGCAAAGAUUUCCUUGCAUCAUGUGACUGUGGGUUUGAAUGGACAGGAAGUAAGUGCAAUGGUGGACACUGGAAGUAUGCAGACAUUGGUCAAAGCAGAGUUAGUUCCAGUCCAUCUGUGGAACCUAAGAUCUCCAGUGGCAAUUAAAUGUGUUCAUGGUGACGAAAAGUACUAUCCUACAGCUGAUGUUUAUCUAAAGGUGCAUGGACAGUCUUUUUUUGUUGGAAGUAGGCCUUUUACCUGAGUUGCCAUACCCUAUGGUGCUGGGUCAAGAUCUGCUUGUUUUGUUCGAUCUCCUUCCUUUGCAGAGUUGCAAUGCAGCUAUAACCCGGGCGAUGGCCAAAAGUAGUGAGGAGGAGGUAGGAUUACUAGGAGCUUUACCUUUUUUUGAGGCAGAACUUGAAGCAGGGCCAGGGAAGACACGGAAGUCCAGGAGUCAGAGGAAAGCGUGAAAAGUUUAGACAUGCAGUGGUAAGUGAAGGGGAACCUGCCCCUGAGAACACAUUGGGCUAUAAAAUACCUCAAGACAUAGUACAAUUGCAGAAAAAUGACAAUUUAGUCGGUCCCCUGUACAAGUGGGUGGAGGAGAGAUCACGGGCAGGCCAGCCAGAGGUGGAAAGUAG